UGCUCUGGGCAGCGGCGGCAGCGGCGGCUCCGGGGGGCGGCCCCGGGGACAGCCCCGCUCCCGGUGUCUUCGGCCGCGUCUACCGGGGCACCGUGAACAUCAGCGUGGAGCGGGUCUACGCCUUCGCCUACAGCAGCAGCGAGCCUGGGCAGGUGGAUGCAGUGCGAGUGUACGUGAACAGCAGCUCUGAGAACCUCCAGUAUCCUGUCCUGUUUGUAGUUCGCCAGCAGAAGGGAGUGCUGUCCUGGCAAGUUCCACUAAUUUUUCGUGGCCUCUAUCAGAGGACAUACAAUUACCAAGAAGUGAGUCGGACCCUCUGUCCCUCUGAGCCAACAUCUGAGACAGGACCCCCUGACCAGAUUAUAUUUGUGGACGUCUCUUCCAUGGCACCAUUUAAUAUUGCAUAUGAGCUGCUAGUCACCAGGCUCGAGAACUUCCAACUAGAGACCAGUAAAGCCUUUAACUUCACUGCCAGCCCCUCCCAGCCCCAGUAUUUUUUGUAUAAGUUUCCUGAGGAUGUCGAUUCAGUCAUUAUUAAAGUGGUGUCUGAUGCAGUCUACCCAUGCUCAGUGGUCUCCGUCCAGGAUAUUGUGUGCCCAGUGUAUGACCUGGACCAUAAUGUGGAGUUCAAUGGUGUUUACCAGUCUAUGACAAAGCAGGCAGCUAUAACUGUGCAGAGAAAGGAUUUCCCAGGUGAGCAGUUCUUUGUUGUGUUUGUCAUCAAGCCAGAGGAUUACGCCUGCGGGGGUUCUGUGCCUUCUUCUAUUCAUGGGAAUGUCAACCGUACCUGGAACCUGCAGCGGACGAAGAACCUUCAAGUGACAAUUGUGCCCUCUAUUAAAAAGUCUGUUUAUGUCCAGGCCAUGUUCUUCAGCUUCCUGAGCUUCCUCUCCUUUUACCUGGGUUCAGUGGUGGUUGCUUUCGUGCACUACAUCAGGGUUCAGAGGAAGGCUGCAGCUGGGAGAUUGAGUCCUGAGGAUGGAUCUGGGAUUAUGACAUCUUCACACCCCAUCACAGCCAACACCCCUGAGGGAAGCAGCUACGGUGCUAUUGAUGAAUCAAGCUCCAGUGGUGGACAACAGUUGUCUUCCUCUGAACAUGGGCCACCAGCUGGUUCUGACACAGACAGCUCUGUGGAGGAGGAAAGUGACUUUGACACCAUGCCAGAAAUUGAAAGUGAUAAGAACGUCAUCCGCACAAAGGUGUUCCUCUACUUAUCGGACUUGUCCAGGAAGGACCGAAGGAUUGUCAGCAAAAAAUACAAAAUCUAUUUCUGGAACAUCACCACCAUUGCAGUGUUUUAUGCCCUGCCAGUCAUCCAGCUUGUCAUCACUUACCAGACGGUAGUGAAUGUGACAGGCAAUCAGGACAUCUGUUACUACAACUUUCUGUGUGCCCAUCCCCUUGGAGUGCUGAGUGCCUUCAACAACAUCCUCAGCAAUGUGGGCCACAUGCUGCUGGGCUUUCUCUUCCUCCUCAUUGUGCUGCGCAGGGACAUACUCCACCGCCGGGCCAUGGAGAUGAAAGAUACCUAUACUCUGGACUAUGGGAUCCCAAAGCAUUUUGGUCUCUUUUAUGCUAUGGGCAUCGCCCUGAUGAUGGAAGGUGUGCUCAGUGCUUGUUACCAUGUCUGCCCUAAUUACUCCAAUUUCCAGUUUGACACCUCCUUCAUGUACAUGAUCGCAGGACUGUGCAUGCUCAAGCUCUACCAGACCCGCCACCCAGACAUCAAUGCCAGUGCCUACUCUGCCUAUGCCUCGUUUGCUGUGGUCAUCUGUCUGGCUGUCCUUGGAGUGGUGUUUGGGAAGAAUGACAUGUGGUUUUGGGUCAUUUCCUCAAUGAUCCACGUUUUGGCCUCACUGGCUCUCAGCACCCAGAUCUACUACAUGGGUCGCUUCAAGAUCAAUGGCCCUGACUCAGACUUGGGGAUAUUUCGUCGGGCAGCGAUGGUGCUGUACACAGACUGUAUCCAGCAGUGCAGCCGACCAAUGUACAUGGACAGGAUGGUGCUGCUCAUUGUUGGAAACUUGGUCAACUGGUCCUUUGCUAUCUUUGGGCUGGUGUACCGGCCCAGAGACUUCGCCUCCUACAUACUGGGGAUCUUUAUCUGUAACCUGUUGCUGUAUCUGGCUUUCUACAUCAUCAUGAAGCUCCGCAGCUCUGAGAGACUCCUGCCGAUCCCCCUGUUCUGCAUCAUGGCCACAGCAGUGGUGUGGGCAGCUGCACUCUACUUCUUCUUCCAGACCCUCAGCAGCUGGGAGGAGACUCCAGCAGAGUCCCGGGAAAAGAAUCGUCCGUGUAUUCUGAUGGGCUUCUUUGAUGACCAUGAUGUCUGGCACUUCCUCUCUGCAGCUGCCUUGUUCUUCUCAUUUCUGGUCCUGCUGACUCUGGAUGAUGACCUGGACAACGUGCGCAGGGACAAGAUCCCGGUGUUCUGAGCCCCCAUGGGAUGGAGGCAUGGGGCUGUCCCAAACUGCUCAGCCAAAGGCACCGAGGCAUUGGCACCUGUGAGGAUUGAGCCUUCUUCUGUGGCCGACAACCCCGUGGGAGCAAGGGGUGCCAGAUCCCACAGCAAGCAUGGAAGGGUUCUGCCAGAUCCCACAGCAAGCAUGAAAGGUGCUGCGGUAACUGAGGUGGGACCGGGAGGGGACAGGAUGUUUGCUCCUUUCCCACCACACCCUUUGGGGCACGUAUGACCCAGCAGCUGAGGCCAGUGCACAGCCCUCUGGGCUGUAGGUUCAGCAGGUGCUGGAGCCUGUGAAGAGGGAGGAAACAAAGAGGGGUAGCUUUGCUUCCUUUCCUCCCUGCUGAUGUGCUCUGCUUCCUCCCCAGUAAGUGCCACACAGGUCCUCCUGCAUCAGCAGCUGGUUGCCAGUAAACAAGGGGCUGCUGCCCUCACAGUGUCCCUCCAGCACCACAGGGAGAGUGUUUGGUUCCUAACCUGCAGCCACUGAGUGAGUAAAGGACUCCAAGAUGAGGUGGCAGCAGGGACUGAUCUCUGGUUGGUUGGCUUGUUUGGCUUGUUUGUUUUUGUUGGAGAGGCUGUUCUUGUAGCUGUCAGGAAGCCACAUUUACAAGAGAAAAAAGCUCAUGGGACUGCAAGGUCAGAGAGAGAUGGUGGAAUAGCACUGCCCAUGAGUGCUCUGCCAGGAGAGGAACCUCCUGCAGACCUCUUGCAGCAUCUCUCACUUACAUGUGUUGAACAGCCCUACUUUUCUCUGGUGGCUCCUCUGCAAGUGCUUGUCACUGUGAUGGUCUCCUUCACAGCACGAGAGGUGCUGUUCUCAAGCAACCCUAAAAGAGAUGGUGUGAUGAAGCUGCAGCCUUAUGCACUGGGUAACUCCUUGACUCCUGCCUGGCUUUGCUAAAGGGUCAAGGGGGGAUGGGGAGGCUGUUCAGCAAUCUCAGGUUUUCUAUUUCCACAAGCUUGCUUUGGGCAAACUUGGCAAAGCAGGUUCCCUUAUGGGCUGGGGGUGUGGAGGAGGCUUUGGAGCAGCUGAGGUUGAGCUCUUUAGUUUAAGAUCUGGAGCAAACUUCUUUCUUCUCCAGCUUUUCUGCAUCUGAAAUAAGAUUUUUAAAUGGCUUUUGCGUUCUUCUUGUUUAUCAUUUAUUUAAAGAACAAGAAUAAGGUGUGAAUUUUUUCAGGCCUUACAUCUAAAAUGUUACCUGUUUGCUAAUUUUGAAUUAAAAAGUAUUAUUUGAGGCCUGCUGUCCUUAUUCUUGUCAUUAUCUGAGCAUUUUCCCUCUGAUGUAUGCACAUGUACCCAGUGAUGCAAAGGCUCCACUCCAUUUGGGCUUACCAAAGCAGACUAUAGGAAUUUCCUACUCCAGGAAGUCCGUAUUUCUUAGAAAGGUUUUGCACUAGCUUUCUUGUUUUGUUUUUUAAGUUGGAGUUUGUCAAGAUGGUCAAUAAAAUUCUUGGCUCCCUGCUAUGCAGGUUGAUGUGAAUUCUUGCUCCAGCAAGCGGCAGCAAGGAGGACACCUGGGAGAGAGGUGUCACACAGCUACUGUCAUCCUUAAGAACUUCGGAGUUUCCUGGGGAUUGGUGCAUAUAACCUGCUUGUUCUCUUAAUCAAAUUGCCUUUGUGGAGAUAACUGGAGUAAACAUCAGAGACUCUUGUUUGUUGCUGUAGCACCUUUGCAGAGUGCAGAGAGGGCUGGAGGAGGAAGGACUCAAACAUGGUGCCAGCAGCCAUCUUCCUGAACAGAGCUGCUCUGGAGACAUAGCCAUGUUCUGGGCAGGAUGUGCCAGCAUGUGCAGAAGGUGGUGGUGGUCCUUCUGUGAUGCAUUUUAUUAUAACACUUUGGGCUUUACUUGCAGUUUGGCAUGCAGAUGGAGUUGUGAGUGUUCAAUGAUGCUAGAAAUAGAGGUAGGUUUCUCAGGCUUGUUGUGAAGCAUGAGCUGCUCCUUAACAGUGUUAGCAUGGCUAUGGAGAAGGAGAUGGCACUUUUUUGUCUCUGAGUAGCAGCACCGGCAGAGGAGUAUCAGGCUGAGGAUAUUCCACGUUUUCCAUUCAGCCACCCUGCAGCCUCGCCAUAUGUUCUUGGUCUUUCUAAAAUGGCAGAAUCCAGUAUUAGCUGCACGGGUUGUCUGCAGCUUUCUUUUUCAUCCCAUAAGGAAAGGCUGCCAGGAAGUCAGAUGCAAAAAACUCUGCAAAUCCUUACUGCAAAUCCUUACUAGACUGAUCCACCCCCAUCAGGGGCUGUGGUGGGGCUGUGAUGCUCUGCAUGUUUAUAAACAGAUGGAGCCAGAGUUUCCAUACCCAGAGGUGUAUCUAUGUUUGACCUGACAGCUUUUUUUGCCACACAUGCUCUGUGCUGCCCUGUCCUCCCUCCCUGUAAAUGCAAAGGCUGCUGUAGGAGCCCAAGUGCUGCACUUCCAGUUCUCUGACCAAUGCGACCAAAAUUUAUUGUAAUAAUAACUUGGAAGUGUGCAGGGUGUGCUCUUAUCAGGGCUGUGCUUGGAAGGCAGCUGUUAACAUGCAGUGAUGAUGGCAGCACCACCCAUCCCAUCUCAUCUCCUCUUGAGUCCUGGCCCAGCAGCAGGAGGUCUGAGGCAUGGCUGCACAGAGCCCUGUUAAGCAUCUGUUGGAACAUGAUGGGCUCAUGUGAUGGUCACAUCACUUGCUGCUGGGUCAGCUACUAGAGCAAGUGGGGUAGUGCUUAGGGGCUUGAACUGGAGGAGGUGAAGAAAAUUUCCUGAUGAUUUCCUAAUUGCUGGCCUUGCAUGAACAGUCUCUUGCUCUAGCAAGUGUCUGGAAAGGUCCAGGUUCAAGCCCUCAGUGUGUCUGCAGGCUUUGUGUGGGGAAGUGCUCACAGGAUAGCAGUGCUGUGGUGGGCAGGAUAAAUCAUGUGGGAGCAUGUGGGGGUUUGAAUGCAGCCUGCCUGUAUUUGAGGCAAGGUCUGUCCUGCUCCUCUGGGACCUAGAAAGAGACAUGAAGGCCUUGUCUAAGGAGGGAGCUUGCCAGGUGGCAAACUGCUGGAGUGAUUAAAGGUGCUUGAAGUGGAGUUAUUGCCCUGCUGUUGCCUGAGGCUCAGGAACUGCACCAGCCUUUAAUCUUUUAACUGCUUGAGUCCAUGCUGCAGUCACACAUUGCAGCUGCAAUUGCACCACAUAAAUGCUGAGGAGCCCACUGAAUGUGUUUGUAUGAAGAGGUCAAGUCUUGGACUCCAGUGUGGUUUCUUGCAUGAAUUAGCAAAUGCUGCCUCUCUCAUUGCCCUUGAGCCAGAGGGAUGGGGAAGAGGGUGACACUAGCUGAAAAACCUGAUGAUCUCAGGAGGUUGUAAUCUUUGAUGUAGGUAUUCUGGGGGGAGCGACCACUUGAGCGAUCUGGUGUUGAAUCCUUGCUGUUUGUGAGUCUAAUCUGAAGUCCUUUCUGCUCACUGUGUUCCUAUCACAUGCCCUGCUCAGUCAGGCACAGGACGGGCCCUUGCCUUGCAGGACUGCCCCUGCUACUCUGUGUUUAGGUGUGGAGCAAGAUGAGCAGCUUUUCCCCUUGUACUACGAGUGUGUUCUGCUCUUUUGUGUGUUUUGUUUACUCUGUGUCUACAGAAUCAAGGACAGGGGACAAAGAAUUGGGAUGGAAGGAAUAUCACUUCUGUGUCAAACUGAAGAAGGGCUUGUAUGCCCCAAAUUUUGUCCAGUUUUGGAUGAACAUUUUAAUAAAAGAUACUCCUCCUCUCCGUGUCUUUCAUAGUCCACAGUCUCGGACCUUGUUCCAAACUUGUGUUUGUUUCUAGCCAGGAAGCUGGUUAUCUUCUCUAAAUGGGAAUAUGCAAAAAAAUUCAUGUUGAACAGUAGUUGGAAGGCUCGAUGUAGGAGGCAGAAGAGCAACAACAUACAAGCUCCCUGAGCUAAGCAGAGAUGCACACAGGGUGCAAAUGGCAAGGUGGUGGCAGCAGUGAGGGGGAGAGAGAGCUUGGAGAAUGGUGGAGAACAGCACAGAGAACAAGCAGAAAAACGUGAGAGAAUUGAAAUAAGUCCAUAUGAAGGCAUCUCAGGCCUGGAAGAUGGGAAGAAAGGGUUAGAAUCUUCUCUUUGUUGUGUCUGUGCCUCUAGCGUGAUGCAUCAAUUUUUAAAAUUUCCUCUGGCCUUCGCUCUGCCUGCCGAAUUCUGUUCAUGCUUCCCUUCUCCCACCUAGUGGCUGCAGGGUCCAGCCUGACGGGGCAGCUUCAGGGGUUCCUUGAUGUCUCUGGCUGGUGGGUUGUUGAGCUGGGCACAUGGGCACCUCUGUAUCUUCCAGCUGUGCCAGUUGGGUUUGGCUGUGCAGCCCUCUGCACCUGAAAUGCAGCUUGUGCCUUUGGUCCCGCUGUCCUUCUGGUAACUGGUAACUUGGGGAGGGAAGAACAGUUCCCUGGGUAGGUGGGGGGACCUUGGUUUGCGGGUGUCAGUGUUGGUUGGAGGUGUGUAGGGAAAAAAGCAGAGGUUGUGUGUUGUGCUAGGAGGUGAGGGGGCCCUUCUGCUCCCUGUGGGACAAUAGCAAGGUCCCUGCUCAUCCCUACCUGUGCUCAGCACAAACUGCUUUAGCAGCUCUUGAAAGGGAAGCAGACAGUUCAGUUUUCUGGUGAAUCCCUUCCUCACUGAGUUUGAAGUGCUCACUGUAGGGGCUGAGGAGCUUGAAGGCAGCAGGAGCUGGGCUGGCUGGAAGUGGCAGCUGCCAGAGUAACUCCAAGUGCUGUGGAAGCUUCACAUGCCCAGGAACACCAGCCCUGAGCUUUCUGCAGGUAGGUAUUAAAUACCCAGGCUUAUCUGCCGAUUUAUGAGAUACAGCUGCUGGCUUUGUAAGAGCUACUAACACUUGGCUUUGUAUAAUUUUUGUGUUACACCUCCAGCAACACCUUCUCUUUUUCUGCACCAGCUUAGGCCUAUUAACAUUUUCCCAAAUAAAAGCCAGCGCAGCGCUGUGGUUGAAUUAAGCAAUUUUGGCUGCUGCAUGGCAAGAAAGCUGCUGCUGAGCAGGGUCUGCUCUACCUCUCCCCCACCUUGCAAUGUGACCUCUCUUUUCCCUCUCCUGUGCUCUCUCCUCUUUCCACAGCUCCUGGGCACCUGAAGAUGUCUCCUCUCUCCCACAGCUGAGAGACCUAAGCCAUAGAGAGGUCGAUACUGCCAUAUAGUCCCCAUUUUCUCAGGAAAUGUGGGUAAAGCUGUUGUUCCGCCUGGUAUAACUCGAGGGAGACAGAAAUAGGUUUUGUACAAAAAUAAUAGAAAUAGCUUUUGUACAGAAAUAAUAAAAGCUCUUCACAGUGUAGGGAAGCUAUUAGGCUUGUGCAAGCUGAGUGUCACAACUACCACCAGUAACCAGUUUUGUAGACAGUGUUAUAAAACCUCUGGGAUGGCAGAAGAGUAGCCAGCACGGGAGGAGCACACUGCACUCCACUCAGACAUGUGAAAGCAUAGUUUUAGGGAAAAUGUGAACUUUUCCACAGCUAAAUGUAGAUUUUAUGCUUACCAAACAGCAACAUCUACACAAAAAGAGCAAAAGGGUCUUGGAGGGGCAUGUGUGUGGGGCAGUUAGCAAUGACAGGCAACAGGAAGAUACUGAGUUUAUCUGGCACAUUACCAGGGUGUGUUUGGGACUGUCCGUGGGUAUGCACCACCUCUGCCUUAAGAUGGGGGAAGAAACAUUCUGAAGCCAGUUCCACUUCUGCUUUUGUCUGUGGUUUCCCUCACGUACACAAGCAUGUGGCUUGUGUACCAAGCAUUUUUAUGACCCUGGCUGGCCCCCAGCAGCUUUCAGUCUGGAGGGCUGACAAGCAGGAACUCUGCCCCGGGGGCACUGGUGCUGGGUCCUUGGUAGAACGUGUGCCAGCAACCCUGCUCCAUCUACUACAGGACUCCCAAGAUCCUUCUCCACAGGACUGCUUUCCAGCAGAUCAGCCCCUAAUCUAUACUGAUGUGUGGGGUUGUUCUGCCCCAGGUGCAGAGUCCUACAUUUGCCCUUAUUGAACCUCAUGAGGUUCCUCUCUGCUCAGCUCUCCAGCCUGUCCAGGUCAUGUUGGAUGGCAGCACGUCAGCCACUCCUCCCAGUUUUGUCAUUGAUGAUGAUGUCCUGCACACUUCUUGAUGUCCUACUGAACUAGAGUGAUGUCUGACCACAACUACAUUAAACUACAGAUGUUGGCUGUUACUGAAGUAACAAAAUAGAAGCUCACAUCUGUCUUAACAGUAAAUUUAAUUUAAAAAAAAAAUAUCUUCUAUAAAGGCAUCUUCUGUAACCAGAAUUUUGUUGUUUACAUGCAAGACAGCCUGGAGCCCUUGAAAGGAAUUGUUUCACAGCAAUUCUGUGAGCUCCUCCUGUGUUAUGCAGCCUCCCAAAAUGCCUUGCAGCAUCUCUGUACCCUUCUCAUUCAAACCACAUCCUUUAGAUUCAAACUGUGACAGAAGAACAGUUUUAGAAUCCUCUGCAACCGACAGCACGAGAAGCAUUUUACAACAGUGAAGUUUGUAUCAACACGGGGAUCACUGGCACCUGGGCAGGGACAGCGUCUGCCAUUCAUUACUGAGAUACUUUACUAUUAAUGUAUGUUUCUUCUGGACUAUGAAUUUUUUUUAUAUCCCAAUACAGUGGUGUAUAACUGAAAUGUGUAGAGAACAGACAUCAGUAGAGAGCUAUAACUGUAAUUUCCACUCUCAAAACAAAGCUUUUAUUUUUUAACCUGUCUUGAAGAGUGAAGUGCAUGGCUUCUUCCUAUGGGAAAAGAAGCUGUACCAAAAAGAACAAGGUAUUCAGAGAGGGGGUUUGUUUGUUUUUUUUAAUAAAAUACUAUGAUGUUCAUAUCUAUACAAAUAAUAAUUACAACUAUUAAACAAAGUAUUACAUUUAACAAUAGAAAUCUCAGAACUCUGAACAAGAUCAUGGUUUGGGAUAUUUACACCUGAAUGCAACACAUUUGUAAAAAGAUGUCAAAAUAAACAGAACAAGAUCUUAUUUACAACUGGAAGAUGAUGUUCCUGUUCAUUCAUUAUCGAUUUCUAAUGCAGAGUUCCUUUUUUUCCAAAAUAGUAGAGACUUUCCACUGGGGCUGUAUCCAAGUAAUUUACAGCUGUAUAAAACAGAAGCACAGCAGAAAACUCUAGACUGAAUAUAAAUAAUUUACAUCAUGGAGGGCAACAGCAUCUUUGAUUAAUCUCCUGUGGCAAAAUCCGUAUUUGCUUCCCUUCUCACAGUGAGCAGGCAGGACCAGGGGUAACAACCCACUGUGAGCUUGGUUGUCUCACAUUUGUGACUGCUGAAACAGCAACUCAUGUUGCAAACUUAAAGAAUCAUAGAAUCAUAUGAUUUUCAGGGUUGGAAGGGAUCUUUUAAGAUCAUCUAGUUCCAACAGCCCUGCCAUGGGCGGGGAAACCUCCCACUAGAUCAGCUUGCUCAGAGCCCUGUCCAGCCUGGCUUUAAAAUCUUCCAGGGAUAAUUUGGAACCUACUUGUAAAAAUAUUUUCGGUGAGGCAGAAAGAAGGACUUAAUUUAUUAUUAUUUUUUUUUAGUCUCUUAGAACCUGGCCUCAUCAAAUAAUAAAUGGCUUCUGUGUAACUAAGCAAGGCUUGUUUGCAGAGAGAAGGUGGUUUUGUAUUGUCAUGACCAAAAACCUCUACUAAAUCUUUCACUGGUUCACAGAACAACUUGCUCUCAAUAGGACUAGUGGGAAUAAAGUGUUGGUGCUCUGUGGUUUUAGAUUUAUUUGAAGGACUGCAGAAACAAGAAGAGGUUGAAAACAUCCCUACGUGCAAACCUGUGUCUGCACUGGCACGCCUGUCCGUGUGGCUGCUACCCAUGCUGGAUCAGUGGCAGCAGGAGAAGGGAACAGCAGUAGCAGAUAACUUAGGUUAGGUGAUGGUAAAGAAAUGGAGCUCCUUAUACCUCUGUAUCAGAAAAAAAAUCAGAAAACAAAUUUGACUGAUUUGGUAUAAAUACAUUCAAUGCAGCUCUGCCUUUCUAGUCAAAGUGAGAUAAUUUCUAAAGGGAUGAACAUGUAAGUUAUUAGGGGAAAAGCAAAAGCACACAGCUCAUAGCACAGCUGCCUACACUUACAGGCUACACAUGAACAGGCUACAGUGUGAGUUCAUGACCAAGCACCUCUGAAUCAGGUGAAAAGACAAGAGGAGAUCAGAAAUAAUGAAAUUACCUCUUUUCUCCAGCAGUGCCCUCUACAGUUGCCCUGACACAUGAUUUCUUUCCCAUGACAGCACUACAGUCAGAAACCAGAGCAGUGCAGCUUUAAAGUGCAGUAGAAAAUCUGUGCAAAAUUCAGGAGGUUCUGUAUUAGCACAGGCUUUUUUUUUCUUUCAGAGUCACUCUUCCACCUGGGCAGCAGUGUAGUGACUGGAGCUGAGAGCAGGAGCUAUAACACAUAUUCCAAGUAAGCUCAGACAGUGGCUCAAAUCACUUCAGUUCUAGGUUUUGUUAGGGGCUUUUAUAUGAGGGUCUUUCUCUUAAUCAGAAGGUAUAUAAAGGUUAAUACUUUACUAUUUUAUUGCCUGCUUUCAGUCUGACUCUGCUUUUAUUCUCCUAGGCUUCUUAAGGGAUUAACCAGGGCCUACACUGACACACAGAAGUGAUCCAGCCCUGUACCCAUUUGCUAUUGUUUGUUGCAGUCAUUGGGGCCAAGCAGAAAGCCACAGAUAUAUAUCGCCUGUCAGCUGUGGCAAGCCUACCCUAGAGGCAGUGCUUUUUUUCUAUUUUGCUAAAUUAAGCAGUACUGGGUAUUUUUCCUUCCUUCAAAACCAAGACAAACUCCUACUUGGUGUAAGUAACCAUCAAAAAACUAUUAUGGAAGAGAAAAUGCCAUUCUCAGACUAACACAUUGCAAUUAAACCCAUAAAAUCUUUUCCAAAUAUAUCUUGAAAAAUAAAGGAAUGGUUAAUUACCAGGUCAUUCUUAGGAGAAAAUACCUAGGUGUCAUAGGUAUUUGCUUGUCAAAUUGUUAUUGUAACGAAAGAAUUAUGUGAUCUGUAAGAUUUACAGAAGUUCCUUGCUCAUGCUUCCCAAAAAAAAGAAAGCAAGGUGAACGUUCCUUAAAGUCUUAGCAACCUGGUAACUAAAUACAACAGCUUCAAUCCUAGGGGACUGAAAAGAAAAAAAUAAAAAGAAAAAAAAGAAAAGAAAAAAAGAAA
Molecule: messenger RNA, 11608 nt
Organism: Calypte anna (Anna's hummingbird)
Lineage: Eukaryota; Metazoa; Chordata; Aves; Apodiformes; Trochilidae
Gene: SIDT1
Product: SID1 transmembrane family member 1
Exons: 27
Coding region: 384-2438 (684 amino acids)
Cellular component (GO): membrane
Source: RefSeq, a predicted model, not a curated record